Plasmopara halstedii is the source of this 1083-nucleotide messenger RNA. RefSeq lists its product as uncharacterized. The transcript has 4 exons. The record is from RefSeq and is a predicted model, not a curated record. NCBI's taxonomy places the organism in Eukaryota, Oomycota, Peronosporomycetes, Peronosporales, Peronosporaceae. The coding region runs from base 1 to 1083 and encodes 360 amino acids.
AUGUGGCGGCAGGAGAUCGAGGAAACGCAAGACAAAACUCCUCAGGGUCGCGCUCAUGAUGCUCAAGAUUUUUUGCUUCAUCACCUGCAUGAAUCUACGAACAACUCGCAGGCGAAUAGUGUUCAAUGGCAUGAAGAGACGGACAGAGAGCCAUUGCGUAGUGCGAUCCGUAGCAAGCAUCUCACUGCUGAUGCUGCUUCAGCUGCUCCUUGGUCAAAUACGACAAUGAGCAGAAGCGAAAUAGAUCGAAACUGGAGCGCACGGAUCCGUGCAUCCAUUGCACGCUUAAUAGAGAUUGAUGGAGUAUCUUUAGACUCAGAAAGCUAUGCAAAGUUAACAGAGGGGCAUGUAACAAGAGAAUCAGAUCAAGCCUUCCAAGCUAGAGUCGAUCGAUUGCAGGCCGCAAGUAGAGAAGCUCACAAAGAGUACUUAGGACGAUUGCACAAUGUACGCUCGACCUCGACAACGAAAAAAAUGAGGCUUACGGCAAAAUCGUCAGCUCCUUCUUCAGCUGCGGAAUCUUUAUCGUUUGCACGUCCUCCAGCGUCGUCUCGAACUAGAUACCCAGCAUUAGAUACGCUAGCUGUGGCCGCUACCGAAAAAAUGGAAGAGCAUGAGCGCCCAAGCAACCCUCCAACACUUGAAUUGAAUAAAGACAAGCGAAGCAAUCGUCAACAAAACGCGCUGCCUUUGACAAGUAGCUCAGGAUGUAUGAAAAUCCCAGUGCAAGUUCACGACCCACAAUUGGUCCGUGCUAUUGACAAACUCACUGACAAGUUAGCGCAGCUCCUUCACCAGCUACAAGCAACAUCAGAUGCAGAUGCAGCUGAACCUAUACUCGCGGCCGCCGCAGCAAUUGCAUUGGAAGCCACAGAGAUCCGUCGGUGUGAAGAAGUGGCUCUAGCGCGAAUGGUGGAGAUCGAGGAGCAUCGCCAGCAGAUUAUGCAAGGAUUACUAGAGUAUGCAAAACGUAAGGAGCAGCGAGGCUCGGUCAACAGCCACAAAAGUGGCUUAAAGCCGAGCAGCUCCGCUAAUACUCAUGACAGUCAACGAAACAGCGGCACCAAGGCAGAUGAUAAAUGA